Molecule: messenger RNA, 1667 nt
Organism: Adelges cooleyi (spruce gall adelgid)
Lineage: Eukaryota; Metazoa; Arthropoda; Insecta; Hemiptera; Adelgidae
Gene: snf
Product: U1 small nuclear ribonucleoprotein A
Exons: 6
Coding region: 474-1148 (224 amino acids)
Biological process (GO): mRNA splicing, via spliceosome
Cellular component (GO): U1 snRNP
Molecular function (GO): U1 snRNA binding
Source: RefSeq, a predicted model, not a curated record
ACAGAUAUAGAUAUUAUAUAUUGUAUAUCUGAGGUCACGAUCGUAUGCUUAGGCGUCGAUGCAUUUUAGUUUUAAAUAAUUUUUACCAAAGCGAAAUUUAUUUCAAAAGGAACGUUUAAUUGUUUAAUUUUUUUAACAGCAAGUCCAACAGGAUCCAAUAUACAUUUGGUACCACUAACGCCAUCUCUCAACACAAUUCGCAAGUACAGUGCGGCAUGGCUGAUUUUAUAACCCCUCGUUUGUGGUUUUGUUUAUAACGCGUUCUGUUAUCGUUUGUAUCAUGACAAUUUCCGAAUAUUCCGCUUUGGCCUAUGAUUUCCAAACUAUAUUGAGCUGUUAAUAAAGUAAAAUAUUGUUAUUUGUUUUGCGUUUCUUAGUGUUUUCCGGAUCCUGCGCUUCGUUGUGCUCGAUACAAAUUCACUUUUCCCACAAGAAACUUCUCUGUAUAUUAGUUCAAAUUUUAAACUUCAAACAUGCUGGACACACGUCCUAAUCAUACAAUCUACAUAAACAACUUAAAUGAAAAGAUCAAAAAAGAAGAUCUAAAGAAAUCGCUCUACGCCAUUUUUUCUCAAUUUGGACAAAUUUUAGAUAUUGUUGCUAUGAAAGGAAUUAAAAUGAAUGGACAGGCUUUUGUUAUUUUCAAAGAUAUUGCCAGUUCGACUAACGCCUUACGAGCAAUGCAAGGAUUUCCUUUUUAUGAUAAACCAAUGCGCAUACAGUUUGCUAAAUCCGAAUCGGAUAUCAUUGCCAAAAUGAAAGGAACUUUUGUUGAACGCCAAAAGAAACCUAAAAAGCCAAAAGACGACGAAGAAGCUAAAAAAAGGCGCAAGGCUGCUAAAGAACAAGCUCGUGCUUUGGCUCAACAGAAUAAUCCCGGAGGUGUUGUUGGAGGCAAUGUACCCGAACAGCCGCCUAAUCAAAUUCUUUUCUUGACCAACCUACCCGACGAAACAACUGAAAUGAUGUUAUCUAUGCUUUUUAAUCAAUUUCCCGGGUUUAAAGAAGUGCGACUUGUACCCAACAGACAUGAUAUUGCUUUUGUAGAAUUUGAGAAUGAACACCAGUCUAACACAGCUAAAUUAUCACUCAACGGUUUCAAAAUCACACCAACACAUGCCAUGAAAAUAACAUUUGCUAAAAAAUAAUUUGUAUUAAGAAGAACUCUCUGAUUGACUAUUUUAAAGUAACUUACAUAUUAUAUAUAUAGAUAUGUGUAUUAUGUAUAAGUAAAUGCAAGGUUAUGAAAAAUAAAUAAAAACAUUUUAUUAAUAUUAAGUCAGUUGAACGUCCGUCUCGGUACGUUUUGAAGCUCAUGAUGAUGGCGGCGGUGUCGUUGUGUGUGGUAUCGGUUUAUAAACUGUUCCCCAUAGAAUAAUCGUAUCGCUGUCUAUGUGGUGGAUGAAAAAUAAGAAAGGUUUAUUGACGUUGAACGUGGGCUGACCGCCUCUCGAUAUGGUUACUACGGUGGCCGCCGAAGCUACAGUGCCGAUUUCGUCGACGACAAUUUCUACCUUGUGUAAAACGUCGUCGACAUGAGCACCCGGAUCAUUUGCCAAGUUCGACAAGUCUGCUUUUGACGGAUCAAAUACUUUGUGGACUCCCAAUUUCUGUAAAUAGAUAAAAAAAAAAUGAUAAUAUUUAAUUAAAUAAAAAAUCAACAAUUC